Benincasa hispida (wax gourd) is the source of this 1898-nucleotide messenger RNA. RefSeq names its product HAL2-like protein (gene HL). The record is from RefSeq and is a predicted model, not a curated record. NCBI's taxonomy places the organism in Eukaryota, Viridiplantae, Streptophyta, Magnoliopsida, Cucurbitales, Cucurbitaceae. Gene Ontology annotation, biological process: phosphatidylinositol phosphate biosynthetic process; sulfate assimilation. Gene Ontology annotation, molecular function: 3'(2'),5'-bisphosphate nucleotidase activity.
UCUACCAGUGAAAUUUAAGGGGGGGAAAAAAAGGAAAAAAAAGCCAAAAACCCGUCAAAGGAAUCGAAUUGAAUUCACAAUUCGAACCUUGUGUCCUUCGAGUUUGAACCCAAAAAGGAUUUCGAUGAAAGAAGAAAAAACAUUAAAGUGGAAAAAAAUAAAGAGGCAAAAUUCUCGAUUUCUUAUGCAGGGGAAAGUGACACCUGUGGUUUUUGUGGGUAUCAAAAAAUGCACAAAAAAUCAAGCUUCGUCUCUAAUCGGCUUCCAUCUGCCAGAUACCUUUUCCAUAACAGUAACCCAAAUUAGCCUCAUUGCCAUUACUAUUACAUGCCAUUCAACCGCAAAGCCGAUGCGUCAUCCUGUUCGAAACGCCUCGACGUUUUCAAUCGUUAUAACAAUGAACACCAGCUCCUGAUUCUGUUGGGUUUUGCGAGAAUCACUGUUUUAACAUCUGGGCUUUGUCUAAAACUUGUGGGAUUUUCGCAAUGGAGGACGGAGAGUACUCGAAGGAAUUGGAUAUGGCGGUUCGUGUUGUUCAUUUGGCUUGUGCUCUUUGCCGGAGAGUUCAAAAGGGUUUGCUUGAAGCCGGUAAUUCCCAGAUUAAGGCCAAGGAUGAUGAUUCUCCGGUGACAAUUGCCGAUUGGAGUGUACAAGCAACUGUUAGCUGGAUCCUUUCAGAAUACUUUGGAAGCAAAAAUGUAUCUAUUGUUGCUGAAGAGGAUGUACAAACUCUUUCUAAUCCGGAUUCGAGAAGUCUGUUGUCAGCUGUGGUAAAAACUGUAAAUGAAUGCUUAGCUGAAGCACCAAAAUACGGUCUUCAGAGUCCAGCUAGAGAACUUGGAACUUCUGAAAUUCUCGAGGCUAUAAGCCGGUGUAAUUCAACUGGUGGCCCCACAGGAAGACAUUGGGUGCUUGACCCUGUUGACGGAACGUUAGGUUUCGUCCGAGGAGAUCAAUAUGCCGUUGCUUUGGCAUUGAUUGAAAAUGGUAAAGUAGUUCUUGGAGUUCUUGGUUGUCCUAAUUAUCCGUUGAAGAAGGAAUGUUUUCAUUAUCACUAUAAGGUAUCCACGCUAAAGUUAUCACAACCAUGUUCUGAUACCUUGGAAAAAGGUUGUGUCAUAUAUGCAAAGAAAAGCUGCAGUGGGGCGUGGAUGCAGCCAUUAGUCCAUGGCGAUAAGAAGCUUGAGUGGCCAAAUUCGGCUAGCCUUAUUCAGGUUUCUUCAAUUGAUGAUCCAGCUCUUGCCACUUUCUGUGAACCUGUGGAGAAGCGGAACUCAAACCACUCGUUCACCGCGGGGCUGGCUUACAGUGUAGGGCUUAGGAAGCAGCCAUUGCGAGUCUAUAGUAUGGUAAAGUAUGCUGCCAUUGCUCGUGGUGAUGCUGAGAUUUUUAUGAAGUUUGCAAGGACCGGAUACCGAGAGAAGAUAUGGGACCAUGCUGCUGGUGUUAUCAUUGUAGAAGCAGCUGGAGGUGUGGUAACAGAUGCGGGAGGUCGUCCCUUGGAUUUCUCGAAGGGCGUGUACUUGGAAGGUCUCGAUCGGGGAAUAAUUGUUUGCUCAGGGCCAAUCUUACAUGAAAAAAUCAUUGGAGCAGUCUAUGCCAGUUGGGAUUCUUCCAAUCUAUAAAAUCUUUUGCCUGCACAUGAUUGCAUCAACUGACUGGUGUUCGUGAUCGAAAGGAUCAUCGUAGUCAUUAGGUACUUAUUUAUACCAAUACUGAUACUUCUGAUUACAAUCUCUUAUCUCAUUGAGCCAUUUAAAUAAACUUUGUUCAUAUGUUCAGAUUGGGUGGCUGCAAUGUGAUCAAAUUUUCUUGAUAUUUGUUCUACUAUAUUACUUUCUAGUAGAACAGAUCUGAUUUGAUAUAUCCAUAUAUGCUUUUUUGUUUUCUUGAUUUAA